CACGAUGCACAAGGAAGAAGAAAACCUCGAAGAAACAUUUAACGUGUUAAAAAGAAACACAAUAGUUUUGUCACAUUUUAAAGCUGUGGAUCAGACUUGAGACUCUAUCUGAAGCAUGUCGUGGAGGUGCAGUGUCCCUGGAUGUGGGAAACGCAAACAAGCCAAAGUUAAAGGCGUCAUUUUUCACCGUUUCCCUGAAAAAGACUUGGAGCUUUGCAGUAAAUGGUUAGCGGCUAUCGGGAAGGUUGUAAACAAAACGGAGAAGAAAUUCGCGUAUUUACGAGUGUGUAGCCAACAUUUCAGACCUGACGACUAUGAGAGGGAUUUAAAGGCAGAAUUACUGGGAUGUCCACCAAAAAAGGUUUUAAAGAAAACAGCAAUUCCGACUUUAUUCCAGACAAAACGCAAGCCGGGUAGAAGACCCUCUCAGAUACAUAAUAAAAGUCAACCUGAGGUGUCUUCUGAAAAGGAAAAUGCACCUGCUCUACACUUGACAUGUUCUGAGGUCGAAGAAAUGUCAUGGCGUAAAGCUAUUAGGAGGCUUCAGACUCCUCAAGGAUCUAAUAUUUUCAAGAGUCGCGAGGUAAUGGUGAACACACAGUGUUUGCUAGAGCUCUUCCAGUUCUGCUGGCUUUGCCAUAAAGAGUGCUGUAUUACCAUUGAGGGCAGUGAGAGGCUGUUUUCAAUCACACAAGACUGUCAGAGCUGCAGCUACCACAGAGACUGGAGGAGUCACCCACCUUCUGAUGAAACUACACCGACCGUUCAUACUGAGAUACAACAUACAGGGAAGCAUAAAGAGAUGGUGGUACAGACUGGAUCUACAAGUAACAAGUGCAGUGAGCCGAGCCAUGAACAAGAGCUCACCGAAGAGGAUGGGUCAUACUUAUCUAGUAACGAUGAAGACACAAACCUGCAGGAAGAGGAAGUGAAAAAGAAAAGAACGAUGUCUAAAAUGAAAGACCGUUCAGACGAACAGGAACUACAUUUAGACGAAGAGGCCACAGAUACUGAUGUGUCCAUGGAUGAAGACAUGUUCACAGCUUUGAAGGAGGACGGUCAGGGUAAACUUGUGGUGUGGUGUACACAAUGUGGGACCGAGGCCUCGCUCUCUUGUUCUGUCCUUCGACACAAGAAAGUCUUCUGCUGUGCUCAGUGCAGUGCAGGUGAUGACAUUGAAGCACUUUCUGUUCGGUUUGAUGACAUUGCCGGUUUUCAAAAACAUGCAGAACAGGAGCACGGAUCCAAACCGUUUUAUAUACUGUGUCAGGACUGUGGUAAGUUUGUCAUAGCAAAAAAAGAGCAUGUAUGUGAGCAUAAAAUCAAAUUUAUCAUUUGUCCAGAGUGCGGAAAAAGGUUCCUCACUGAGGGUGGCCUAAAGACACACUACACUCAGCUCCACUCGGAUUAUGAUCACCCGUGUAAAUACUGUCUGAAGGUCUUCAAAACCAGGUCAACAAAACUGGAGCAUGAGCACACUCAUCCUAAAGAAAAUCAACCGUACAGGUGUCCGGACUGUUCAGAGAAGUUUGACAAUAUUCACAAAAGAAAUAGCCAUGUUAAGUCUCACCGAGGACCACAUAAAUAUGUGUGUGAUGUUUGUGAGAAAGGCUUCAGGGAUAUUAACAGGCUAAGGAGACAUAAGCUAAUUCAUUCCGGAGAAAAGCCUUUUAAAUGUCAAGUAUGUGAGCGUUCCUUUAACCGGAUGGAAAAUCUUGGUGCUCACAUGCGUGUCCACACAGGAGAGAGACCUUUUGUGUGUGAGGAGUGUGGAGAGUCGUUCAGUCACAACGUCAGCCUGAAGAACCACAAGCAGAGACACCAUGACUCUGGUUUGACUCAGCAGAAAGAAGUGCUUAAUGAUGUAGAGAAUAAGGUGAUGAGUGCAGCAGUGGGAGCUCCAUAGUAACGCUCUGACUUAACGAGUCUGAUUUAUAUCAGCAGAUCAUGUGAGACAUUUUGGAAGUUACAGAUCUUGAUGCUCUGUUUGUCGUCACUGACUUAAUGAUAUCCAUAGAGCCUGUACUGUGUACCAUCAUAACAAAAGUUUUACCCCUGAAGACUCCUGCAGUGUCUUUGUAAACCAGGCACAUAAAUAAACGAUAAACACAAUUACUUUA
Tachysurus fulvidraco (yellow catfish) is the source of this 2120-nucleotide messenger RNA. RefSeq names its product zinc finger protein 85-like. The record is from RefSeq and is a predicted model, not a curated record. The coding region runs from base 116 to 1906 and encodes 596 amino acids. Lineage: Eukaryota; Metazoa; Chordata; Actinopteri; Siluriformes; Bagridae. The transcript is spliced from 5 exons.